Molecule: messenger RNA, 603 nt
Organism: Penicillium roqueforti
Lineage: Eukaryota; Fungi; Ascomycota; Eurotiomycetes; Eurotiales; Aspergillaceae
Exons: 1
Coding region: 1-603 (200 amino acids)
Source: RefSeq, a predicted model, not a curated record
AUGCCGCCACUAAACGAUAGUGAACAGCACGAGCGUAUGCUCACUGCUCUCCGGCGAGGAAUUCACGAUCUGCGCUCCAAGCCAGAGAAUCGCAUGCUGGUAAUUGAACGGUUGAACGCAAUUUCUCGUCUGGCACGCAUCUGUGUACAGGUCGGGAAGGACGCUCGUUUCACCCGGCUUUGUGACACCCUUCAGAGAGAAAUGCCACGCCAAAUCGCUUUGCUCAAGAGUGAUAUAAAUAGUAAUCUUAUAGUUGCAAAUGCGCUCGCCCAAAUGAUCCUUGAAUCGUCCACGUUUACUCGCUCUAUCGUUGUUUUUAAUAGCGAGGAUGAGACCGACGAGCAAAGUGAGUUGGAUCCCAGCGAUGAUAACUAUAUUGCACGAUUGCUUCUUGGUUCGAAAUGGGCUAAAGAGGUAGUUGACCUUCCGGAAGAGCCAUAUAAGAUGCCUGAGGUGUUUGGAAGCGCUCGUGAAGAUGAAGCUGAGAUGGAUCCCAGCCAUGAUGACCAUAUUGCGCGCCUGCUGCUUGGUCCGAGCUGGGCUACUCCGAUAGCUGAUUUUGCUGAGGAGCCAUACAAGGGGAAGAAGGCGGCGGGUAAGUGA